Molecule: messenger RNA, 999 nt
Organism: Rhagoletis pomonella (apple maggot)
Lineage: Eukaryota; Metazoa; Arthropoda; Insecta; Diptera; Tephritidae
Product: longitudinals lacking protein, isoforms A/B/D/L-like
Exons: 1
Coding region: 1-999 (332 amino acids)
Source: RefSeq, a predicted model, not a curated record
AUGGUACCAGAUUUAAGUAUUACACGUAUUGCUGGCCUAACUUGGAACGAGUGGAAUGCUCGUUUGGCAAUGCCUCUGGUCACACAGUUACGUGAAGGUUCACACCCACUAGUUUUCCCCACCGAUCUCUCACUGAAUACAGUGGACAAAGGUAGCGGUGCUAUUGGUGGAACGACAUCACUGGAUUGCAAGUCGCCGGCUCCGGACACAUCGAGCGAAUUGAGCAGCAUUGCGGGCGGCGCUGCUCCCAACGAAGCGAACGCGUCGAAUGUCACUUUGAAUAGCAGCUCUGGCUCCAUAACGAAUGCCGCCGUGGUUGCCGAGAAACAGAACAGUGUAAAAAUGAAGCAUUUAACCGAAGAGGAAGCUGCUCUCUUGAUGUUGAAAGCAUCUGCGGAGAAGGCAAGCGCCAACAACAGUGGCAAUCUCAGUGAUACCAGCUUCCAUGAGGAUAAUACUAAUGCCGGCGGCAGUAGUCUAAUCAGUACGAGUGGCGAGUACCAUUCAGCACUAAGUGGAGCAGCUGCCUUUGCAGAUGUGGGGGGCGCCAGCGGACUUUGCAAUAUCAACAUAUUAAGCAAUAUCAGCGCCCUGAACAGCCUCAUUGGUGCCGGAGGCAAUGGAAUAGGCGGAUCGGCGGCAGCUAGUAGUGCGGGGGGUGGGUUAGGUGGCGGCGGCGGCGGCGGCGGCGGCGGCGGCAGUGGUAGUGGCCACCCCUGCCCGGACUGUGGUCGUGUAUACAAGCUAAAGUCAUCGCUGCGUAACCACCAAAAGUGGGAAUGCGGAAAGGAGCCACAAUUCCAAUGUCCAUUCUGUGUAUAUCGUGCUAAACAGAAAAUGCAUAUCGGUCGCCACAUGGAACGAAUGCACAAAGAAAAGUUCAUAAAACUGGAGGACUUAAAGAGCUUCACAGGCGGCAGUGGCGACGACAGCGGCAGUGCCCCAGCUGCAGCUCUAUCGUCCACAGCGCCCAGUGAACUGCGUCCGAAUUUUUCUUAG